Molecule: messenger RNA, 699 nt
Organism: Canariomyces notabilis
Lineage: Eukaryota; Fungi; Ascomycota; Sordariomycetes; Sordariales; Chaetomiaceae
Exons: 2
Molecular function (GO): acyltransferase activity, transferring groups other than amino-acyl groups
Source: RefSeq, a predicted model, not a curated record
AUGGUACACGCCGUCCUUCCCGCCCUAAUCCCGGACAUCCGGAAAGUCUACAACGUCUACUUUGGAGCAUUCGGCAACGACGGCAUGGGGGAGAUCAUGCUUCAGAUCCUUUUCCCCAACGGCAUCGACUCGGAGCAGUUCCGUGAGGCGCACGCGGCCGGCACGCUGAGCUGGUGGCACCAGAGCGAUACCCAGUACACGUACAAGUGCGUCGACAUGGACACGGGCGAGAUUGUGGGCAUGGCCCUCAUCGAUAUCUAUAUCAAGCACCGGUCGGAGGAGGAAAGAAAGAAUGGUGGUGUGCCGUGGUUGGAGGGGGAGCAGCGGGAGAGGGCUGAGAAGGUGCUUAAUCCGCUGUGGGAGAUGAGGGAGCGGUUGUUUGGUGGGCAGCCGUAUAUUUACGCACAUGUCAUUGGCGUACUCCCCGAGCACCAAGGCAAAAAAGCGGGUGCGGCCAUGGCAUCCAUGGGUAUCGACCUCUGCGACCGCACCGGCCUGCCCAUGUACUUUGAGGCCUCACCUACAUCGGUGGGCCUCUAUGAGAAGAUGGGCUACGAGAGGCUCAACGAGACGAUUGUCCACAAAGCAGAGCUGUUGGGCACCAGGGAAGACGUGACGGUGCCGCUCAUGGUCCGUAUGCCCAAGAUGGCAGGCGGCAUGAGCUUCUACGAGUGGAAGGAGAAAGGGUAUCCCCGCUUC